This is a messenger RNA of Coffea arabica (coffee), 2689 nucleotides long. Lineage: Eukaryota; Viridiplantae; Streptophyta; Magnoliopsida; Gentianales; Rubiaceae. The record is from RefSeq and is a predicted model, not a curated record.
ACGAGUGCACCAUAGCCAUCACCACCACCGCCACCCUUCAGCCUCAGCCACCGCCACCACAGCCACCACCGCCACGUUGUAAAGUUAAUCGCCUGCAAUUCGACUUCUUCUCCUCAGCCCAGCUGUAUUCGGACCCAUCGCCAUCAAAAUAACACCGGCGGCUCUCAGGUCCGUUUAUUUGCAAGGUAUGUAGGGAGGGGAGAGAUGAGCUUUCUCUGUUAAUCCAGUCGGUGGAUGGUCAAGCAUAAAGCAAAAGGUUUUAGAGAGGUUUCUCUAUAUACUAUUGAUGAGGUUCUAGCUGGUAGGUAUAUUGGUGCAAGUCCCAGAAAAUUUUAAGUAUUUGGACAUCUUUCCCAAUAAGCGUUACUUGAUUAUUUGACACAUGGCACCCUUCGCUUGCGCAUAAGCGUAGGAGGCAGCCUCUUCCUUCACAAGCACUUGGUAUACACCCUCCCCUCACCUUCUUUCUCUUCCACCAUCUUGUGUUCUUGGUGGUUAAAAUCUUUUGCCACUGUUCAAUACUGCUCGAUCCCUCUCUCUUCCUGGCUACCAUCUUUUGUGAGAUUGGCAAGGGUUUGAAAAUCUCAAAUUGCAUGUGCUUCAAGCCGCCUUUGGUGAUUCAGUGAUUCUUAAUGGAAACUUCAAAAUUGGCUUUCAUUGGAAUUGCAUUUGGAUCUCCUGAGGUCAACACUUGUUUUUUUGUGACGGAGUGCAAUUUGAGGCAACAGAGAACAGCUGAAUCUUGUUCAGUACUAGAAUUUGAUUAGCACUGGAACCUUGAACUUUGAACCGCUGAUUCUUGAAGUAAUAGAUCAUGUGCUUACUAAUUAGUGAUUUUGAUUUCAAAUAGCUCGAUGUAUUAUGGAUAAAGAGAGUUUAUAACCAAUAUGUUGCUAAUAUUACAUGUUUUUAUUUGAUUUUAUUAAAAAUAGGACCUGGGCAUGCUCGCGCAAAGCUCAAGGCCCAAAAAACUAGUAAAUAUUAGUAUAUGCAUAUAUAUGUUAGGUUAUGUGAAUAUUAGGUGUGUUAAUGAGUGUCCUAAGAGCACCCAUUAGAAAAACCCAUAAUCAUUUGAAUGAGUUUAUGACCAUUGUUUUGCUAAUAUUACAUGCUUUGGUUAACUUUUGAUUUAAGCUGAUUUAAGUAGAUCUUGGGCACUCUUGCGCAUAGCGCAAGGCCCAAAAGAACCAGUAAAGACUAAAAAUGAUAAGUUCAAUCUGAAAAAAGGUAAGUUGUAGUGGUUAAAAAAAGUUUCCCCUCUAGUACCAAAUAUUACCAUUUAUUUCAUGAAUCUUACCAUUUAUCCGAUGAAACUUAUUGACUGUUUAGUGAAAUUUACUCAUAAUUGGUUGCUCCCAUCCCUUCCUAAAUCCAUAACAUCAUUUUCAUCGUUUCCUUCCUUCCUCUACAGCUGCCACCACCGCCUCCCAUUCCCCUAGUCGUUCUAAUCACUACUCAAUUAAAUCCAUCUUCUCUGUCUAAAUCCCUCCUAUAUUUGCCUAACCCAGAGCCCUAGAUCGAGCGAGGAAUUUUGCUGGCAAGUGAUUGCAGGUUGUAGGUUUUAGUCUUGCCUUGAAAAACUUGAAGAACUCUUAAAUGGCCGAGGCAGAUGAGGAUUUGAAAUCAAGGAGAACGGUUUUUGUAACAGUCGGGACAACUUGUUUUGAUUCUUUAGUUAGAGCAGUGGAUACUCAGGAAGUUAAGGAAGAACUUUUCAAAAAAGGCUAUACUCACCUUCUGAUUCAAAUGGGUCGGGGUUCCUACAUUCCUGCAAAGUCUACUGGAGAAAAUGGGUCUCUGGAAGUAGACUGCUUCACAUUUUCAUCAAGCAUCACUGACUAUCUGAGAUCUGCAUCUCUUGUUAUCAGUCAUGCGGGGUCAGGGAGCAUAUUUGAGACAUUACGUUUACAGAAACCUUUGAUUGUGGUAGUAAAUGAAGAUUUAAUGGACAAUCAUCAAAGUGAGCUGGCAGAAGAACUGGCAGAGAGAAAACACUUAUUUUGUGCUCGCCCCCAAACACUUUACCAAACCGUUGCUGAUAUGGAUUUGGGAUCUCUAAUUCCAUAUCAACCUGGUGAUGCAGCUCCAGUUGCCAAGCUUCUAAACAGUUUUCUAGGUUUUCCGGAUGACUGAGGUGCUGUGGUACCCCUUGCCUAGUUUUAUGUUAAAACUUAAAUGAGGGGGAUUGCUUGAAAUGACUCUUCAAGAUUGGUCCAUCAUUUUGAGUCCACAAUUCCUUGUACUCUGUACUUCAAUUGGGAUCAGAGGUAAGAAAAAUCAAGCUCUUUAAAGUUCAAGUUAACCGAAUGAUAAGGGACGACAAUCCUGUGUGUCAAAAGUAGCACACUUCAACAGCAAAAUCACAACUCUGACUGAUAUUGAUUGAGCAAUUAUGAAUGACUGGUACAACACACUGGAAAGCUUUACUAGGUUGGUGGUGAUAAUAGGGCAUCCAUGUCUGGAAAGAUAAUUUGAACUUCAGACUUGCAAUGUUCACCUAAGUUUGGGCUUUGGUCCUACUUGUAUUCAAUUCAUGCUGGUACUGUUCAUGUAAUUGUUCCAACACAAAAAGGUGUAAUUGCCACAUGAAGUUUGUGACUUUACAGAUGUGACAUUUUAACUUUUGAAUUUGAAGCGAGUUUGAUGCUUUGAAUGUUAUGUCAGGCAUGAGAUGCUUAGCCCACGCCAA